This is a messenger RNA of Pygoscelis adeliae (Adelie penguin), 1568 nucleotides long. RefSeq names its product FSHD region gene 1 (gene FRG1). The transcript has 9 exons. Gene Ontology annotation, molecular function: actin filament binding. The record is from RefSeq and is a predicted model, not a curated record. Lineage: Eukaryota; Metazoa; Chordata; Aves; Sphenisciformes; Spheniscidae. The coding region runs from base 1 to 810 and encodes 269 amino acids. Gene Ontology annotation, cellular component: catalytic step 2 spliceosome; striated muscle dense body; nucleolus.
AUGCCUGGGCACGCCGGCCAGGGCAGGGGUUUUCGGGCUGUCAGCCCCUCGCUCCCGGCGGGUGUCAGUGACCCGCUCCUGCAGGGCUUGGGAGCAAGGCCCAAGAAAAAGCACAAGGAGAAGAAAAGGAAAAGGGAAGAGGAUGCGGCAGAGCAACUUGAUAUUGUUGGAAACUGGUGGGCUAUCAGUAAUUUCGGUGAAAUUACAGGAACUAUAGCUAUAGAAAUGGAUAAAGGAGCUUACAUCCAUGCCCUCGACAAUGGCUUGUUUACGCUUGGAGCACCACAUAAAGAUGAUGAAGGCCCUAGUCCUCCUGAACAGUUUACAGCAGUAAAGUUGUCUGAUACAAGGAUUGCUCUGAAGUCUGGUUAUGGCAAAUACCUUGGUAUAAAUUCAGAUGGACUUGUUGUUGGACGUUCAGAUGCCAUAGGUUCAAGAGAGCAAUGGGAACCUGUCUUCCAAGAUAAGAAAAUGGCAUUACUAGCAGCAAAUAGCCGUUUUAUUAGAUGUAAUGAAGAGGGAGACAUAGAAGCCAAAAGCAAAACUGCAGGGGAAGAAGAAAUGAUAAAGAUUCGUACUUGUGCUGAAAGAGAAGCAAAGAAGAAAGAUGAUGUUCCACAAGAAGACAAAGGAAAUGUUAAACAGUGUGAAAUCAAUUAUGUAAAGAAAUUCCAAAGUUUUCAAGACAAAAAGCUUAAAAUAAGCAAAGAAGAUACAAAAGCCCUCAGAAAAGCCAGGAAAGAAGGCACUUUUCAUGAAAUGCUGCUUGACAGGAGAGCAAAAGUGAAAGCAGAUAGAUACUGCAAAUGACAACCAGCUGGUCCAUUUUCUUCUGCAUCUCUGAUGAUAGGGUCAAAUUGAAACCAAGAGUAAAAUGUUUUAUAAUUAUUUUUUAUUGAAGGCGUUUUGCUGAUGUUUUUAUUACAUUAUUUUUAAAGGAUCACCUGAGAGCUAUAAUUAAGCAUCAAACUAAUGUCAUCUUUCAGUAAUGAAUACUGUUAAGUUUACUCUAAAACGACAUGCUAUUGAAAUAGUAAGAUAAUUAUUUAAUGAAAAAGAAAUUGACCCACUGAAUCUUCCAAGGUUGAUGAAAGGAACCUGAACUUGGAGACAGGGCAGAAGAGAACAACGAUGAAGUUCAGAAGUAAAAUAUGGUUGACACAUUGAACCGUUAAGAAAUAUGUAACUGUAUUGAACAAGAAGAAAUAAUUGAAAAUGCAUGUCUUGCAACACAUCAUACCAGAUCCUGAGUAGGACAUCUGUGGAGCCAUUCUACCCUGCAUCAGGUGAGGACUAGGCCAGAAUAUUCAGGCUUCAUAAAACAAUGUUCAAAACAGACCCACUGUUCAGGUUGAUAAAUGGCAUAAUCCGUAUGCUGGAAACAGUGUUGACAAGUCACAAGAACCCUAUUACAAAUGAAAAUGCAGGUGCUUCAUAAGAAAAGGGGAUGACUCUUUUGUGUUAGCAGGCCACUUAUUUUACAAGAGGGAAAAAUUGAUUUUGCGAACUUGCUGGUUUCUCUACAGCAUGGACUUUAAUUUCUUUAAUAAAACAGCAGAGACUUUUCU